AUGAUUGCUGCUAAUGAUAGCCAUAUUGAAAAUGACGAAGAUAGUGAAGCAUCGGUAACAAUCGAGUCACAAAUAUCAUUCAAUGAUAUUGAAGAUAUUACUAUUGAAUUAAUUUCAUUUGGUGUUCCCCAAAAUAUUGAUUUAUUGUAUUCAGUACGUCAUUUUCCAACAGCUAAUGUUGAAAACUAUCAGCAAUAUGAUGGACGACAUAAACGAAUACAAAAUGAAUGA
Messenger RNA from Adineta steineri, 231 nucleotides. Lineage: Eukaryota; Metazoa; Rotifera; Eurotatoria; Adinetida; Adinetidae. The record is from the annotation of a GenBank genome assembly.